GGGCGAUCUCGUGCGCCAGGACAAGGCGGGUCGCUCAUCAGGUCGACGCGUCAGGAUUUUGCUUCCGGUGACCAUCCUUUCACUACACUUUACUCCCGCGUCUUUGUGCGGCGUCCUUGUUCUUUUCGCAAGCAUGCAACCUUUGGGAGGUACAAUGGUGCUGGGUCGCUUUGGGCGGUACCGACUGUCUCUACCACCGUCCGGAGGUAUACAAGAGUCCUGCAUGUCGAGAGGUACCGUGCAUCCUCCGGGUCUGGCGACCUGCAUCCCACCGCAGUGACGGUUGGCAUCCUUCUUGUUGUUGUGCACAAAAGUCGCAGCGUUCCCGUAUAAAAUGCUGCUGACUGCACUCGGGAUGUCCGCAUCCCAGAGAAACUCUGUAUCUCGCGACCCCUACGCCCUAUCCUUUUCAACGACCACAGGAAACUACUCGACGAUGACUCCCUUUUGCGUCAACGAUCGCGUAUGGUACUGGUCAGCCGAUGCGCAGACGGUGCUCGGGACGGUGGUGGCCAUCGAGCGCCUGGCGGAC
Molecule: messenger RNA, 532 nt
Organism: Schizophyllum commune H4-8
Lineage: Eukaryota; Fungi; Basidiomycota; Agaricomycetes; Agaricales; Schizophyllaceae
Exons: 2
Source: RefSeq, a predicted model, not a curated record